AUGAAACGAAAAGAUCAAUAUGAACAUCGAAAAAAGAAUGAUUAUAGGGAAAAGAAAAAGGAUACAGAUCCGAAUAAUAAAAUCCAAGAUGUGAAGAUCUUUAGAUGCAAAGAUAAAGGUUUUGUCGAUGAUGAUGAAAGUGAUAAGUCCAAACCAACUCCACCUAUCUUACUUGGGUGGGUUUUCAAGCCAGCUGGUCAUUCUAUCUCAAAUUUUAUUAGCCAACAAAUGUCCUCAACAACCACUUGUAUUAAUAGCUGA
This is a messenger RNA of Dentiscutata erythropus, 261 nucleotides long. Lineage: Eukaryota; Fungi; Glomeromycota; Glomeromycetes; Diversisporales; Gigasporaceae. The record is from the annotation of a GenBank genome assembly.